GCAAGAACAUUUUCUGUUAUCGAUGAUUUAGGACAUAAUUACUCACUAUUGCGCAUCAUCACGAACCAGUUCGUUGCCUGCGUUCUAUAGCACCAGCUACAGAGGGAGCAUCAUAAUAUUGAGAUCCACGAACUGAAAUUAAUUUCUACUGAAGUAGACUGGACUAUCCGUACACAAGAUGCGCGUUGUAGUAACUCUUACGAUGUGCUUGCUGGGGCUGGGGCAGGAGGGACUGUGUCGCUAUAAGGACUGGAAGCCGGUGUCUGCAGACCCUGCCGUGUUGUCCACUUUGAAGGGUAUGACGGGUCAAAACAGCUCCCGCAUCCUUGGGUCCCGAACACAAUGCUGGAGCUGGGCUUCUACAAAAGACUGGGCUUUCAUAGCCUGUUACACUCCUCUUAUUGGUUUGUCGGGGAACUGCACCCUGUGGGAUGACAAGCCCAUCAGAAAUGGGCAGGUGAACCUGACGGUCUCAUCAGAGUCAAACAACUGCUUGGCUGUCUUCGGGACUGACGCUUGUGUCCUGCCGGGAAAUUCCCUCCUGAAGGUCGGAGAAAUGCGAGCCAACCCGUUCUGCACGAACCUGCAGGACGUGUGUCUGCCCAGUGGCAUCGUGGACGUGAAUAAACCAGUCGCGCCUCUUCAGAACUGCACUUCCCCUUUCACUGUCUCUGGUGGCAUGUGUCUCAUGGUUUACACGGCGAAUAAGAAAAACUGGUGCUACGCGCGUGCAUACUGCCUGUCUCUGGGAGCUGACCUCGCCUUUGCGCGCUCCGACCAAGACUUCGCGCAAAUGCAAGCGUUCUGGAAGUCAUUCGGAAUGACAGGUGAGUGGUUGUGGGUUGGCAGCUACAAGAUCAAUGGACAGUGGGUGUGGCUCAACAGCUUCAGGAACCCGUACACUAUGCCGGACUGGUAUCCUGGACAACCCGACGGCGACUUCUGCGGUCAUCUCUACACCUCUGAUGCCAAGUUAGCGGAUGUGGGCUGUGCCACGGCAAAUUACUUCAUGUGUGGGGCUUUGUCAGCUCUGUAACUUUGCAUGUGAAGUUGGUCAAGCGGCUUUCACCAUAGAUCGUGAGGCAUAUACCAUAAGGCAACCUCGUUCUGCAGCACAUUAUACUGAUGAAAACGUAUACUGAUAAUACGAAAAUAACACAAUUCUUCUUCUCUUCAUGAAGGCACUCGACAAUUGCAGAAGAUUGUGCACAAGCUCUUUCUUCCAUUUCGGCAUCCGAAUUGUUCGUGCCGACACAGAUGUUUAAAAAUAAAUUUACAAUUUUGAUCGACAAUGACUUUUAAAUAAAA
Messenger RNA from Hyalella azteca, 1308 nucleotides. RefSeq lists its product as uncharacterized. The transcript is spliced from 4 exons. The record is from RefSeq and is a predicted model, not a curated record. The coding region runs from base 179 to 1036 and encodes 285 amino acids. NCBI's taxonomy places the organism in Eukaryota, Metazoa, Arthropoda, Malacostraca, Amphipoda, Hyalellidae.